Cherax quadricarinatus is the source of this 10510-nucleotide messenger RNA. Its product is annotated as fibroin heavy chain. The record is from RefSeq and is a predicted model, not a curated record. NCBI's taxonomy places the organism in Eukaryota, Metazoa, Arthropoda, Malacostraca, Decapoda, Parastacidae.
CACGCUCACGCCUCAACCUUGAAUCUUAUACCCUUUAUAACGUUAACAAGUGCAAUGUGAAAUUAGUACACACUUGACAGCUGAGCCAACUCUCUUGGCUGGACUUCGGCCUCACCAGCCAUGCAUGUGUGUGAUGCAGCGUUGGCUCUGGCCAUGCUGGUGUUCAUCGCUGCAGCCAGAUGUACCAGUGGUGGCCAACAUUUUCAAGGCCAUGCUGAAACGAUAACAUCUGGGGACUCUCUACGCUACAGACGAGGUACUGUGCUUAGUGAUUAUGUGCACAACAGAGCAGAAAAUAUGCCUAGUGAUGAGAAGGAAAGAGACAAUAGGCCUGAUGAUUAUUUGCUAAACAAACGACAUGCUGCGAAAAAUUAUUACCCUCUCUACAAAGGAAGAACUUCGCCUAGGAGUUCUCAUCGCCACAAAGAAGGCAUUAAGCAUGAAAAACACAGGGAAAUUACUCCUGGAUCUAGAACAGGUAGGGACUUUGCAUCAGGUACUGAUGUUGGUACAACCACAGAAAUUAAAUUUGUUCCUCUCCGUGCAACAGCAAGUAGCAAAGGUGCUGAAAAUAAAUAUGACGUUCCUGACAUAAUCAAACAAUUGUAUGUCAUACCGGCUUCAGAAAUUCAUCCCGAAUAUAAAGACAUGCAAAAAUCCAUAUAUCCUGAAAUGCCUUCACAGGAUGACCUCUUGAAGAACUCGCAGCCCCAUCUCGCUAGUACAGUACCUGAAUAUACUGCGAUUGAAUCCUCGGAGCAUCCAUAUAUAUCAAAGCCAGAAAUAAUUUUGAUACCGAUGAAGAAACCAGACGAAACUCCUAAACCAACCCAAGGGAUAUAUUCGGCUCUGAAAUAUCCCAAGAGUGAGUCCCCAGGACAAUAUACUACACCAGUAUUAGAAUUAUUAGGUAUAAAACCUCCAUCAAGAGAAGUUGGGUCUCCCGGUACAGGUGUGGGAUCAGAAACUGCUGUCAGUUCAGGAAAAGAUUUCGAAACAGGAGCAAGUGUUGGGUCAGGCAACAGACUCGGAUCUCGAACUGUUCUAAGAUUAUGCCCUUGUUUUGGAUCUGGCAUAGGUGAUGGAUCAGACACUGGUUUAGGAUCUGGCAUUAGUGAUGGAUUAGGCACUGGCUUAGGAUCAGGCACUAGUGAUGGAUUAGGCACUGGCUUAGAAUCUGGCAUUAGUGAUGGACUAGGCACUGGCUUAGGAUCUGACAUUAGUGACGGAUUAGGCACUAGUUUAGGAUCUGGCAUUAGUGAUGUAUUAGGCACUGGCUUAGGAUCUGGGAUUAGUGGCGUAUUAGGCACUGGCUUACGAUCUGGCGUUAGUGACGGAUUAGGCACUGGCUUAGGAUCUGGCAUUAGUGAUGGAUUAGGCACUGGCUUAGGAUCUGGCAUUAGUGAUGGAUUAAGCACUGGCUUAGGAUCUGGUAUAGGUGAUGGAUCAGGAACUGGUGUUGGAUCAGGAAUAGGUGAUGGAACGGGCAUUGGUUUGGGAUCAGGCACUGGCAUUGGAUUAAGUGUUGGUGAUGGAUUAGGCACUAGUAUUGGAUCAGGCACUGGUUUUGGAUCAGGCACUGACGUUGGAUCAGGUAUUGGUGAUGGAUCAGGCACUGGUAUUGGAUCAGGCACUGGUUUUAGAUCAGGCACUGGCGUUGGAUCGGGUAUUGGUGAUGGAUCAGGCACUGGUAUUGGAUCAGGCACUGGUUUUGGAUCAGGCACUGGCGUUGCAUCAGGUAUUGGUGAUGGAUCAGGCACUGGUAUUGGAUCAGGCACUGGUGUUGGAUUAGGUACUGGUUUAGGAGAAGGAACUGGACUUGGAUCAGGAUUUGGUGACGGUUCAGGCAUUGGUUUUGGAUCAGGAACAGGUCUUGGAUCAGGCACUGGUGUUGGAUCAGGCACUGGUGUUGGAUCAGGCACUGGUGUUGGAUUAGGAACUGGCUUAGGAUCAGGCACUGGACUUGGAUCAGGAUUUGGUGACGGAUCAGGCACUGGUUUUGGAUCAGGAACAGGUUUUGGAUCAGGCACUGGUGUUGGAACAGGCACUGGUGUUGGAACAGGCACUGGUGUUGGCUCAGGCACUGGUGUUGGAUCAGGCACUGGUGUUGGAUCAGGCACUGGUGUUGGAUCAGGCACUGGUUUUGGAUCAGGAAUUGGUGAUGGAUCAGGCACUGGUGUUGGAUCAGGCACUGGUGUUGGAUCAGGCACUGGUUUUGGAUCAGGAAUUGGCGAUGGGUCUGGCACUGGUUUUGAAUCAGGAACCGGCAUUGGAUCAGGCACUGGUUUCGGAUCAGGUACUGGUGCUGGAGAUUGCCCAUGUACUAGGUUGGGCACUGGUUCUGGAUCAGGAUCAGGUAUUGCUUUUGGAUCAGGCACUGAAGUAGGAACUGGAUUUGGUGACGGAUCAGGCAUCGGUGUUGGAUCAGGCACUGGUGUUGGAUCAGGCACGGGCAUUGGAUCAGGCACUGGUUUUGGAUCAGGCACUGGUUUUGGAUCAGGCACUGGUUUUGGAUCAGGCACUGGUGUUGGAUCAGGCACGGGCAUUGGAUCAGGCACUGGUUUUGGAUCAGGCACUGGUUUUGGAUCAGGCACUGGUGUUGGAUCAGGCACGGGCAUUGGAUCAGGCACUGGUUUUGGAUCAGGCACUGGUGUUGGUUCAGGCACUGGUGUUGGAUCAGGCACUGGUUUUGGAUCAGGCACUGGUUUUGGAUCAGGCACUGGUGUUGGAUCAGGCACGGGCAUUGGAUCAGGCACUGGUUUUGGAUCAGGCACUGGUUUUGGAUCAGGCACUGGUGUUGGAUCAGGCACGGGCAUUGGAUCAGGCACUGGUUUUGGAUCAGGCACUGGUUUUGGAUCAGGCACUGGUGUUGGAUCAGGCACGGGCAUUGGAUCAGGCACUGGUUUUGGAUCAGGCACUGGUUUUGGAUCAGGCACUGGUGUUGGAUCAGGAACUGGUUUUGGAUCAGGAAUAGGUGAUGGGUCAGGCACUGGUUUUGGAUCAGGAAUUGGUGAUGGAUCAGGUACUGGUUUUGGAUCAGGCACUGGUGUUGGAUCAGGAAUUGGUGAUGGAUCAGGCACAGGUGUUGGAUCAGGCACUGGUUUUGGAUCAGGAAUUGGUGAUGGAUCAGGCACCGGUAUUGGAUCAGGCACUGGUAUUGGAUCAGGCACUGGUGUUGGAUUAGGCACUGGUGUUGGAUCAGGCACUGGUUUUGGAUUAGGCACUGGUGUUGGAUCAGGCACUGGUGUUGGAUCAGGCACUAGUGUUGGAUCAGGCACUGAUUUUGGAUCAGGCACUGGUACUGGAUCAGGCACUGGUGCUGGACUAGUCAUCGAUGCUGAUUUAGGAAGUAGUAUAGGGUCUGGCACUGGUUUAGUCCCAUCCGUUUGUUUAGGACCACGCCCAGGUUUUGGAUCAGACACUGGUAAUGUAUUAGGUACCGGCUUUGGAUCAGGAACUGGAGAUGGAUCAAACACUGGCGAUGUAUCAGGAACUCUUGAUGGAUCAGGCAUUGGUGAUGGAUCAGGCAUUUUGGAUGGAUCAGGCAUUGGUGAUGGAUCAGGCAUUUUGGAUGGAUCAGGCACUAGUGAAAUAUCAGGAACUAUUGAUGGAUCAGGUAUUAGUGACGGAUCAGGCAUUGGUGAUGGAUCAGUCACUGGUGAUGGAUCAGACAUUCCGGAUGGAUCAGGCACCAGUGAAGUAUCAGGAACUAUUGAUGGAUCAGGUAUUGGUGGUGGAUCAGAUAUUCUGGAUGGAUCAGUCACUGGUGACGGAUCAGGCACUGAAGGUGGAUCGAGCACAGGGAAUGUAUCACUCAUUUGGGAUGGAUCAGGCACUGGGAAUUGGUCAGGCGUUGAGAAUGUAUCUGACAUUGAAGAUGGAUCAGGCACUGGUGAUGGAUCAGACACUGGAGGUGGAUCAGAUAUUGAGGAUGGAUCAAGCACUGGGGACGGAUCAGGCACUGGUGAUGGAUUAGGUACUGUCGAUGGAUCAGUCAAUGGAGAUGGACCAAGCACUGGUGAUGGAUCAGUCACUGGAGGCGGAUCAGGUACUGGAGGUGGAUUAGACAUGAGUAAUGAAUUAAAUUUAGUUGAUGGAUCGCCUUUUAUUGAUGAACAAUUUAGAUCUGGUGUUUCAGAUUUAUUUCCAGGAGCAAACUACGGUGAUGUCACAAGCAUUGACGAUGACACUGGCACUAUUGAAAACUCAGGCGCUGGUGCUGAAUCUGGCACAGGAGAUGAAUCAGGCACUAAGAGUGAAUCAGGUACUGAUGAGGGAUUUUCCAGUGGUGCUGAAGCGGGCUCUGAUACUGGAUCAGGCACUCCUGAGGGAUCUGGUGUUCUUGAUGGAUCACGAACGGAUGGUGGAUCAGAAACUACUGAAACAUCAGGAACCAAUACUGGAUUAAGCAUUGUUGAUGUAACCGGCACUGGUACUGCAACAGAAACUGGCCAUAGAUUUGGCAGUAGUGAUGAAUUGGACACUCUAACUGGAGGAGACAUUGGUGCAGGAAUUGGCACUCCUGCUGCAAUCGAAGCUCCUGUUGGAAUUGGCACUCCUCCUGGAAUAGAAACUCCUGUUGGAAUGGUUAACCUUCCUGGAAUAGAAACUCUUGCUGGAAUAGACACUCCUGGAAUAGAAACUCCAGCUGGAAUGGGUACUCCUCCUGGAAUAGAAACUCCUGCUGGAAUAGGCACUGCUCCUGGAAUAGAAACUCCUGUUGGAAUUGGCACUCCUCCUGGAAUAGAAACUCCUCCUGGAAUGGGUACUCUUCCUGGAAUAGAAACUCCUACUGGAAUAGAAACUCCUGCUGGAAUGGACACUUCUACUGGAAUAGGAACUCCUGCUGUAGUGGAAAUUUCUUCUGGAAUGGACACUCAUGCUGGAAGCGAAGCUCCUACUGGAAUGGGCACUUCUGCUCGAAUGGAAAUUCCUGCUGGAAUAGGCACUCCUGCUGAAAUAGAAGCUCCUGAUGGAAUGGGCACUCCUGCUGGAAUGGGCACUCCUACUGGAAUAGAAAUUCCUGCUGGAAUGGGCACUCCUGCUGGAAUGGAAAUCCCUGUUGAAAUAGGCACUCCUGCUAGAAUAGGGGCUCCUGAUGGAAUAGGCACUCCUGCUGGAAUGGAAAUUCCUACUGGAAUGGGUAGUCUUGCUGGAAUAGAAACUCCUGCCGGAAUAAGUACUCUUGCUGGAACAGAAACCCGUGCUGGAAUGGGAACUCCUGUUGGAAUGGAAAUUCCUGCUGGAAUGGACACUCCUGUUGGAAUAGAAGCUUCUAAUGGAAUGGGCACUCCUGCUGAAAUAGGCACUCCUACUGGAAUGGAAAUUCCUGCUGGAAUAGGCACUUUUUUUGGAAUAGAAACUCCUGACGGAAUGGGCACUCGUACUGGAAUGGAAAUUCCUGCUGGAAUGGGCAUUCCUACUGGAAUGGAAAUCCCUGCAGGAGUGGGCAUUCCUGUUGGAGUGGAAAUACCUGUUGGAAUGGAAAUUCCUGCUGGAACAGAAAUUCCAGGUGGAAUGGGAACUCCUGCUAGAAUGGAACUUCCUGCUGGAAUGGGCACUCCUUCUGCAGUGGAUCUUCCUGUUGGAAUGGAGAUUCCUGCUACAAAGGAAACGUCUGCAGGAAUGGAAAUUCCUGCUGGAAUGAAAAUGCCUUCUAGAAUAGAAAUUCCUGCUGGAUUGGCAAUUCCUGCUGGAUUGGCAAUUCCUGCUGGAAUAGGCACUCUUGCAGGGAUGGGCAUUGGUGCUGGAAUGGACACUGGUGCUGGAAUGGGCACUGGUGUUGGAAUGGGCACUGGUGCUGGAAUGGGGAUUGAUACUGGAACGGGCACUGGUGCUGGAGUGGGCACUGAUGUUGGAAUGGGCACUGGUGCUGGAUUGGGCACUGGUGUUGGAAUGGGGACUGAUGCUGGAAUGGGCACUGGUGCUGGAGUGGGCACUGGUGUUGGAAUGGGCACUGGUGCUGGAAUGGGAACUGAUGCUGGAAUGGGCACCGGUGUUGGAUUGGGCACUGGUGUUGGAACGGGCACUGGCGCUGGAAUGGGCACUGGUGUUGGAACGGGCACUGGCGCUGGAAUGGGCACUGGUACUGGAAUGGGUACUGGUACUGCAAUGGACAUUGGUGCUGGAAUGGGCACUGAUACUGGAAUGGGCACUGAUACUGGAAUGGGCACUGGUGCUGGAAUAGGCACGGGUGCUGGAUUGGGCUCUGGUGCUGAAAUAGGCACUGGUGCUGGAAUGGGCACUGGUACUGGAACGGCACCUCUAUCUGGAAUGGGCACUGGUACUGGAAUGGCACCUCUAUCUGGAAUGGGCACUGGUACUGGAAUGGGUACUGGUGUUGGAAUGGGCACUGGUGUUGGAAUGGGCACUGGUAUCGGAAUGGGCACUGGUGCCAGAAUGGGCUCUGGUACCGGAUUGGGCUCUGGUGCUGAAAUGGGGUCUGGUGCUGGAGUGGGCACUGGUACAGGAAUGGGCACAGGUGCUGGAAUGGGUACUGGUGUUGGAAUGGGCAUUGGCGCUGGAAUGGGCACUGGUGCUGGAAUGGGUACUGGUGUUGGAAUGGGCAUUGGUACUGGAAUGGGUACUGGUACUGCAAUGGACAUUGGUGCUGGAAUGGGCACUGAUACUGGAAUGGGCACUGAUACUGGAAUGGGCACUGGUGCUGGAAUAGGCACGGGUGCUGGAUUGGGCUCUGGUGCUGAAAUAGGCACUGGUGCUGGAAUGGGCACUGGUACUGGAAUGGCACCUCUAUCUGGAAUGGGCACUGGUACUGGAAUGGCACCUCUAUCUGGAAUGGGCACUGGUACUGGAAUGGGUACUGGUGUUGGAAUGGGCACUGGUGCUGGAAUGGACGCUGGUACUGGAAUGGGUACUGGUGUUGGAAUGGGCACUGGUGUUGGAAUGGGCACUGGUAUCGGAAUGGGCACUGGUGCCAGAAUGGGCUCUGGUACCGGAUUGGGCUCUGGUGCUGAAAUGGGGUCUGGUGCUGGAGUGGGCACUGGUACAGGAAUGGGCACAGGUGCUGGAAUGGGUACUGGUGUUGGAAUGGGCAUUGGCGCUGGAAUGGGCACUGGUGCUGGAAUGGGUACUGGUGUUGGAAUGGGCAUUGGUACUGGAAUGGGCACUGGUGCUGGAAUGGGCACUGGUACUGGAAUGGGCACUGGUGCUGGAAUGGGUACUGGUGUUGGAAUGGGUACUGGUGUAGGAAUGGGAACUGGUUUUGGAAUGGGUAUUGGUGGUGGAAUGGGCUCAGGUCUUGGAGCAGGCACUGGUCUUGAAGCAGGCACUGGUCUUGGAGCAGGCACUGGUCCUGAAGUAGACACUGGUCUUGGAGCAGGCUCUGGUCUUGGAGCAGGCACUGGUCUUGGAGGAGGCACUGGUCUUGGAUUAGACUUUGGUCAUAAUUUAAAUCCAGAAUUCCCAUUAAUUAAUGUUCCUCGUUUCCCAGAAAUUCAUCCACCUAAAUUUCCGGAAAUAAAGGCACCUAAAUUUCCCAACUUCUUUUCCUACGAUCAUUUUAAGGCAAAACCCCCUAAAUUUCCAGAAAUAAAAUUUCCCGAAUUUUCGGGUCAUCCUCUCGCCAGGCCUACCUGGCCAGAGCCUAAAUUUCACAAGGAGAGAAAACAGGAUUUCAGACACGAUCGUUUCCAUAAUAAACAUUUGAAGAAAAGGUCUCAUAUCACUGAUGAUGAGCUAAUCAAUGGUGCGGUUUCAGAGUAUGUAUUCUCCGAGGACCGAGACAAGAUAUUUCCUGUGAAGAAGCGAUCUGUGCCUUCCCAAGACCCAGCUGAGUGUGCACCCUUGUUUCCUGAAGUACAGCCGCCAGAAUUUGUCGAUAUAGUGCCACCAGCAUUUCCUGAGGUACAGCCCCCUGCAUUUGCUGAAAUACAGUCGCCGGAAUUUCCGGAGAUACAGCCACCAGCUUUUCCCGAAGUGCAGUCACCAGAAUUUCCAGAAGUUCAGCAACCAGAAUUUGUUGACCUUCAGCCGCCAGCAUUUCCUGAAGUACAGCCUCCAGGAUUUCCAGAAGUUAAUCCACCUGUAUUUCCAGAAAUAGAACAAAAAGAUUUCCCAGAAGUCAAUCCACCUUCAUUUCCCGAAGUUCAGUCUCCGCAAUUUCCUGAUCUACAACCACCUAAUUUUCCUGAAGUAAAUCCACCAGGUUUUCCAGCAGUAAAUACUCCUGAAUUCCCUGAAAUAACUCCACCUAAAUUUCCGGACAUCAAACCAUGCGUGUUGCCUGAAAAGGGAACUAAUGAAGUCUCAUUGCCGAAGCCAUCCGCAGAACUCAAAAUUCCCACCUCGAUGGAAGAAGAGACUUGCGAGGAAUAAUUAGAUCACAUAAGCGCAAUCCAUACAAGCAAAUCCUUGACAACACGACAUGAAAGUGGUCAAUUCUAGUUUACCAUUAGAACUAAUGCUGUGUGUAAGAGGUGCAGUGUUUCUAGACGCCAGCAGCGGAACAAAUAAUGUUUACAACAGUUGGCUAAGGUUGCCAUUGCGAUAUAUUUUGCAGCUUGCAAGUAAAUAGGAUUUCGAAAUGAAGAUUGUAAGAAUCGUAUCAGCAAAUAACGCACGCUGAAUAACGUUAUCCCGGCUACAAUAUAUUAAACCAUGGUAUCAGCAAAUAACGCACGCUGAAUAACGUUAUCCCAGCUACAAUAUAUUAAACCAUGGUAUCAGCAAAUAACGCACGCUGAAUAACGUUAUCCCAGCUACAAUAUAUUAAACCAUGGUAUCAGCAAAUAACGCACGCUGAAUAACGUUAUCCCGGCUACAAUAUAUUAAACCAUGGUAUCAGCAAAUAACGCUCUUUGAAAAUUUGUUGUUGUCACAAACUAAGAAUUAAUGACAAUAAAAAUAAUUUUGAUCAUUAGAUUCACGAAAACCAAGUUCAUCUUAAUUUAUUUUAUAAAUAAUUGUAAAAUAUGGGGAAGACUCGACCCCUGCAACCUCAACUAGGUGAGUACAGUCAAGGGACAAGUCAACAAAAUCAGUGUUUAAAGUCGCGUGUAGAUAAAUGGUUCAGAGAGCCGACUAGUUGAUUAAUUAGAGACAUGUGCAACACUUGGGUGUCUUUAAUGAGAAAACUUCUCGACACACAGUGGCUUCAUCAGUCCAUAUAAAGAGAAUGGUGAAGAACAGGAAGAGUUUGAGGUAAUCAGUCCCUCAGCCUUGAGUCUAUGUAAUCAGUCCAUCAAUCUUGAAAUGAAUACAGCAUAUGUGCGAAGAAGUGGCUUAUAUACUGUAGACAGGUGAGGUGCAGCAGUCGUAGGUGGUGUCACACUUUAGGUCAUACCUAACCUUAAAGAAUUACCUACUUCCACAUUUGGAUUUUUCAAGUGACACCACCUACAACUGCUUCACCUCACCUGUCUACAAUAUAUAAGCCACUUCAUCGCACAUAUGCUGUAUUCUUUUCAAAAUUGAUGGACUGAUUACAUCGACUCAAGGCUGAGGGACUGAUUACCUCAAACUCCUCCUGUUGUUCACCAUUCUUCUUUGUAUGGACUGAUGAAGCCACUGUGUGGCGAAACGUCUCAUUAAAGAUACCCAAGUGUUGCACAUGUGACUAAUUUAUUAAAGUCGCGUCAUGAAAAUUACUGAAGCCCAUAACCCGGAAAACUUCAAAGAUGUGAAAAAUAAUAAUAAUGACGAAUUUAUCUGAAGUUAAAAAACCCAUUACCUAUAAAAACGUCAGAAUAAGCUCAAUUUACAUAAUAACCAGAGAUGCAUAAACAAAAUACGUGGAACCUCAUUAAACACAAAACACAUCUUUACCCAAAUCUCAACAAAAUGUGGAGAUCAUUACACAAACAUUACACGUUUCGGUCCGACCUGGAUUCUUAACUAGUUAAUGGUCAAAGGCGGACAAAAACGUCGUCAUAAGUUUCUUUCUCUUAUGUGCGGCAUAUCUGUAUAUUGAUCCAGUCACUGUACCGUGUAUUUUUAUUCUUCAUGGAGAUCAUUGACUUAGACCUGACUUCAGCCAUACCUUAUUACAACCCCGACAACACCUAUUAACUCUUGCCUUUACAUAUGCUCGCCUAUAUUAGUGACAUGCAAUUCUAAAUUAAUUUUAUAAUUAUGUUGGUAAAAAUACCUACAAUAUGUUAAGUAAAAGUACACAAGUGCAACUAAUGCCACAUUUUAUUGCGUCAACGUUUCGCUCCUGGAGAGCGAAACUUUGCCCCAAUAAAAUGUCGCAUUAAUUGCACUUGUGUCAUUUUACCUAACAUAAAUUAAUUUUCACUUGGCUGCUGAUUUUUGUCCUAAAUAUUACCAAGAAGAAAAUUUUCUGAUCCGUACUAUCAACUCCAAAUUUCAGGACUCCAUUUUUUUUAUUAAAUUAUAGUCAAGGAACCUUUCUUAUUAUCAGUCAAAAAAAUAAUAACCAGACUGACAGAAUAUUUAUUUUAUCAUUUUUAUCGAGAACGAGCGAUGCUGCAUCACACUGCUGUGGGAAGUGUCGGUGCUGCAUCACACUGCUGUGGGAAGUGUCGGUGCU